AGCACACCGCCCGCAGGGAGCCCCAGUGCAACUCCUCCCGCAGAUCCCCUUCACACAGUCGGCUGGCCGCCUUGCGUGAGUAUCGCUCCUUCUUUCCUCUCUCCUCGUUUGGCCUUCGCCGGGCGCGCUUCAAGCCCCCUCCCCCUGCCUCCCGCUACUCUCGUGCAUCUAGCACGCCGCCGGCCCUGUGCUUCACAGCUCGUCCCCUGCCAUGGACCCUCUCCCCUCUCAGCAGCACAAUGAGGUCACCACAACUGUCUUCUCCGCCGCUUCCGACGAUGUUGCCACAGUGGCGACCUUCGCUGGCAAGGCCCCGGUAGAGGAGAGUGACUCUGGCGACCUGUCACCGGACAGCGGCUCCGACCGGAAGCGCUCGGCCGCUGGCGACCGAGCUCCCUCCCCCACCAUCUCGGUGACCGUCGUAUCGGUGACCUCCUCGCCGCCCUGUUCGCCGGCGGUCUCUUCCUCCAAGUCUUCCAUCCAUUCUGUUUCCCUCGAGCCGGCGCACGACGCCUCCUCCUCUUCCGAGCAACUCGCCCCGCCAGCCCUGGACGUCGAGUCCCCUGCUCCGAUCGCUGCCCCACUGAGUGUGGUCGAGCCUGGACAAGCACCCACCCCGCCCGCCUCGUCUCCCUCGCCGGAGCCCUUCCCCCUGGAUUCCACCGGCGAGUGUGACCCUGCCGGCGGCUCCGCUGACGAGGAGGACCAUGGGCUCCCCACCGAGCAGGCGGAUAUCCCCGCAUCGCCGGUCAUCGUUGUCGCCACCUUCACCGAGGUGCAGCCUGCUGGCGAUCCGGCCGAGGACCCUUCCAAGGAUCUUGAGCAGCUUCCCGAGCAGGACACCUCUCCAAAGGGGGAGACCGAUGAUGAGCAGCUCACUGAGCAGGCCGAUCGGCAAAUCGACGAGCUCGCUGUCGCCUCGGCCUCCGAGCCGACCGUCGAGCCGGCUUCUCACCCGACCGACGAGCCAAUUCCCCGGCCGAUCGGCGAGCCCGCCGCAUUGCCGGACCCGGAGGAGCCGAUGGCCGAGUUGGACCGGUCGGACGACUCCCACGAGUCGAUUGAGGCUCCUGGGCCGGUUAUCGAGGUUCGCCAGUCAAGUGAGCCUCCCCUCGAGCCUGGCGAGCUGAAUGACCCGGCGCCCGACUUGGCGGACCAGCCAAUGGACGAUGCAACCGAGACGUCGGCCGUGCUGGGCGGCGCCUCCGCCGGUUCCCUCACAUCCACAUCGGUCAUUGGGAUGGGCUCGAGCUCGGCAUCCUCACUGACGUUGGCCGAGCGCCGCAGUGCUCCAUCCAUCUCGGUGACCACGGCCCCCCCCUCGUCCACGCCUGCCGGGCCUGCCCCGACCAUCACGGCGACGAUCUCCAAUGCGGCGCCCCUCGGGGCGGCUUCCUCCCACGAGGCCAUCGAGAUGGGCGCAAUUAACUCGGCCACGGCGGGGCCCUUGUCCCAGGCCGGCGGGCCCACCAGCGCGACCACCGGCGCGCCCGGCCCCUCGAUGGCCGAUGCUCCUGCCCGCGAUGAUGACCGUGCCCAGCCGCUGCCGGACAUGCCCGUGCGCGGUACCAAGAUCGACGAGCACCACCGCAACUUCGUGCUCAUGUAUGACAUGCUCAGUGGCAUGCGUGUGUCUCUCUCCCGCUGCCACGCCAAGGACAGUCGGCCCCUGACGUCGGCCGACUUUACCGAGGUGCAGAAGAUGGUUUUCGACAUCACCGGCAACGAGCUCCUCCCGUACAGCAAGUACGACUUCAAGUUCAAGGACUACAUGCCCUGGGUCUUCCGCUCCCUGCGUGACUUCUUCCACAUCGACCCGGCCGAUUACAUCAUGUCCCUCACCGGGCGCUACAUCCUCAGUGAGCUGGGAUCACCCGGCAAGAGUGGGUCCUUUUUCUACUUCUCGGCCGAUUACCGGUACAUCAUCAAAACCAUCAGCAAGACCGAGCACCUCUUCUUCCGGAAGAUCCUCCACGCGUAUCACAGCUUCGUCCGGGAAAAUCCCGACACGCUGCUGAGCCGCUUCUGUGGCCUCUAUCGCGUGAAGUUGGCCCACGGUCGGAAGAUCUACUUCGUGGUCAUGACCAACAUUUUCCCCUCGGACCGGGACAUCCACAUGACCUUCGACUUGAAGGGCUCCCUCGUGGGUCGGCAGACCCCCACAGCCGACGGCAAGCAGCGUGUUCUCAAGGACCUGAACUUCCUGCGCGGCGGCCAUCGGAUCUAUCUCGGCCCGGAGAAGGCCGCGGCCUUCAUGCUGCAGGUGGAGCGCGACUCAGCCUUCCUGGCGUCACAGAAUAUCAUGGACUACAGCCUGCUGCUGGGCAUCCAUGACCUGGCUCUGGACACCACCAACCAGCAGCUCUUGAACACGUUGCAAGUGGUCGAGCCAAAGACCCCGAUCUGCGCUCCGGUGCACGGGACCCCCACCAGCACCGGCCCGCCGGUGUCCAAGCAGACACGCAAGCAGAUCAAGCGCGCCAUUCGCCAGACGGACACCCGGUCAUUGCAUGAGUCGGAGCUCAGCGGGCUAGAGUCUGCGGCCAAGUUCCGGCAUAAGAGCAUUUUCUGCGGCGACGGCAGCGGCUUCCAGUCCACCUCUUCCGACAACGAGCCCUGCAAUCUUCUCUACCAUAUGGGCAUCAUCGACAUUCUUACGCCCUUCGAUGGGAAGAAGCGCUUUGAGCAUACCUUCCGCUCGAUUCGUCACAACCCCCUGACCAUCUCGGCCGUCGAUCCGAGCCUCUACGCCUGCCGGUUCACCUAUUUCAUGGCCCAGCUGACCACUGGCUGCCAGAAGCCCUACACUCCCACGGACCCGACCUUCCGCGCCCUGGUUGGCCGGAACCCCUCCGCGUGGCAGGCUCUCGGUCAUAUCCCGGACCUGAACCCGGCGCCAGUUCCACUUCCGGUGCAGGUCCCCUCCGUCGGCCGGCCAUCGGAGGCUCUGUCCGAGGGAGGAGACGCCGUGCCAGCUGAGGCAGCCGAGGCGGCCCUGUCUGCGGGCAUCCAGUAAAGGGGCGAGGGGGCGCCCGGCCACGCCACACCCCCCCAUCCUCCUGUGGGGUAUUUUCCGCCCUUUGUUGCCCCCCCCCCCCCCCCGCAC
Fonticula alba is the source of this 3106-nucleotide messenger RNA. RefSeq lists its product as hypothetical. NCBI's taxonomy places the organism in Eukaryota, Rotosphaerida, Fonticulaceae. The record is from RefSeq and is a predicted model, not a curated record. Gene Ontology annotation, molecular function: phosphatidylinositol kinase activity. Bases 212 to 3016 code for a protein of 934 amino acids. The transcript has 7 exons. Gene Ontology annotation, biological process: phosphatidylinositol metabolic process.